AUGUGCAUCAUGAUGAAGGAUAGCCAGACAAAGAAGCACGAGCAAAAACACACACAGAUACAAUUAAACCACACAAACCUAGAAACAACUGCCUGCCCACUGACAGAUGUGACUCAAUUUUACGAGUUCACCGAUUACCAAUCCAACACUCUUUCUAGCCAACCUUUUGUUCUGGACCCCGAAACUCCGACCUCGGAGAUGAUUUUAUUACAUUUUUCAAACGCCACACACACCGUGGAUUUAGUUCAGUUGGAGUUCGCUGUAUCCAACGCGGCAAACAUAACAAUGGUACUGGCUAUGGGAGUCGACAUCACCUUUCAAUCCAGCGAUCUAUAUGCCGCCUUCAACGACAACACAAAAUCGGCCGUUUACAUUUCAAAUGGCAAUUUUUCUUUCAACAAUGUAGACAUACUGUUCAAACUUGUUACAGUUGGAAGUCAAGUCAUUGUCGACAAACUAAAAAUUCUCACUUGUCUAACAUCUGUCCGUCCAGUUUUCUGA
Helobdella robusta is the source of this 501-nucleotide messenger RNA. RefSeq lists its product as hypothetical. The transcript is spliced from 3 exons. The coding region runs from base 1 to 501 and encodes 166 amino acids. NCBI's taxonomy places the organism in Eukaryota, Metazoa, Annelida, Clitellata, Rhynchobdellida, Glossiphoniidae. The record is from RefSeq and is a predicted model, not a curated record.